UUCUCUUAACAUCAAUUCUCCACAUUUACCCCAUCAAUCCAUUCUCUCUGAAGAAAACAAAAAAGUUCACAGAGAAGACAAUGGUGGGCUUUGAACGAUGAAGAAGAGAAAGUGUAGGUUAUGCUUGUUCCAUGGCCAUCCAUUCUGCCUACCAUGCUUCUUCCAUUUCACCUUCAGUUCCAUUGAAAAGCUUUGGUGUCAAGAACAGAAAGUUCAAGCCUUUUCGAGUACAGUUUUCUUCCAUUAGUAACAAUGCCGGAGCCUCCUACAAUUCCCUUGUUUCUGAGGCUGUAAGACUCUUGGUUCCUCCUGCUAUUUUCGAGGCUUCGAAACUCGAAGUUGUCUUCAUGGGAAAGGGGCUAAAGAGUUAUUCUGCAAUAAUCCCAAGAACCUACAUCCUCUCCCAUUGUGACUUCACUGCUAACUUAACGUUGACCAUCUCGAAUGUCAUCAAUCUCGAUCAGUUGAAAGGGUGGUACAACAACGAUGAUGUGGUUGCCGAGUGGAAGAAAGUGAAAGAAACCAUGUUUCUGAACGUACAUUGUUUUGUAUGCGGUCCGAAUCUCGCGCUCGACCUCGCUGCUGAGUUUCGAUACCAUAUCUUCUCCAAGGAGUUACCUUUGGUACUUAAAGCUGUGCUUCAUGGAGAUUCAGUCCUUUUUUCCGAACACCCUGAGCUAAUGGAUGCUUUAGUUUCUGUCUACUUCCAUUCUAGUUUUCCGAAGUAUAAUCGAAUCGAAUGUUGGGGACCGCUUAAGGAGGCUGCAGAGGGAAGACAUAGAGAUCAAGUUCAGGGUAUGUUAACUUCAGAUAGUUCAUCUCCGCCAGCAAAAUGGGGAAGGAUUCCAAAAUCCAUCUUUCAAGCAUUGUUUGCCUUUCUUCUUUGAUUUGUGGAUAACAAAACAAUAAAAGGGGAAAAAAUGGUUCAAUUUCAGUCCGUUACAUGAAAGAAGGGUGUUGUUUUCUCCUUAUAUUCUUACUGAUGCAUUUGCUGAAAAUUGUAAAACGCAGAAUUCUUUUGCAACUGAGGCCAUUUGUUCAUUCAUUAAGCAAUGGCUAUUUUCUUUGUUGCUUCGUAAAUCAACAUUAAAGCUAUCAUUACACUCUUGUUAUAAGCUU
Hibiscus syriacus is the source of this 1119-nucleotide messenger RNA. RefSeq names its product magnesium dechelatase SGRL, chloroplastic-like. The record is from RefSeq and is a predicted model, not a curated record. Lineage: Eukaryota; Viridiplantae; Streptophyta; Magnoliopsida; Malvales; Malvaceae.